AUGUUCUUGCAGUCUGUCUUCGCGCUUUCCCUGGCGCUGCCCUCUCUUUCAACCGCUGCAAGACUCUUUGCAACCCACUACGAUGGCAACGUAUACUCGCUCAACUUGGACGGGGAAGGCGACAAAUUCUCGCUCACGAAGACUCACAACCUGACCACGUGCGGCGGUGCCGGCUCGACGAGUGCGUUGACCGUCGACCCUGACCGCGGGCUGCUAUGGUGUGUUGGUGAAGGCACUCCCGGCGCAUUGACCGCGUUGCAGGUCGAGAAGGACGGGAAGUUUAAGGAGGUCGUGACGGUAGAGACACCUCCUGGCGGUGUCGAUAGUGUCAUGUACGGAAAGGAGAAGCAGUUCCUCGCGAUCGCGCAUUAUGGCAACUCUUCCAUCUCACUCUUCAACAUUCCCUUCGCGGACAAGCAGAAAGUGAACCCCUUCGAUGUGGUGAGGUUGCCCCAGCCCAAAAAUGUUACCGAAAAACAGCCCAAGUCGCAACCGCAUCAAGUGCUUCUCGACCCCACCGGAUCGUUCCUCCUAUCGCCGGAUCUGGGAUCCGAUAAGAUGCAUGUGUUUGCGAUUGACCAGAAGUCGGGUAAACUGAACAAGUGCGGAUUCAACUCGACUAUCCAUUUUGCUCCAGGAAGCGGGCCGCGUCAUGGAGUGUUUGUGACCUCGAGUGAAGCUCACCACGCCUGGCUGGGCAGCAAACCGCAUGGCGGGCGGCUGACAAGGCGCAACGGAGAAAAGGCGGUAUUGUAUACCGUAGAAGAACUCCGCGGCUAUAUGUGUCCGUUCGACGUGUCAUAUAGGAAUGGCGGGUGCCCCGAAUUCAAGCAGUUGACGGCCUGCUUCCGCCCGUACCCCGGCUCAAAGUUUCCCUCGGAUAAAACGACAUUAGGUGAAAUCCGGGCAGCGGGACCGACCCUGCAUAUCUCGGUCCGCAAGGAUGGUAAAUUUGAUGGCAAUGAUUCCCUGGUCACCUUGAAACCAGGACAGACAGAGGUGACCGACGCCGACCUGUUUUCGUCCGGUGGCAAGACCCCGCGCAGCUUCGUGAUUAACAAGAAGGGGGAUCUGGUCGCGGUCGGUAAUCAAGAUUCGUCCACGGUAGUCAUCCUCAAGAGAGAUCCGCAGACUGGGAAGUUGCUCAGUGAAGUCGCUUCUCUGCUGGUUGGCGAGGCGCCCGCGGAGGGAACUUGGGGUGGCUUGAGUAGCAUCGUCUGGUACGAGUAG
Aspergillus bombycis is the source of this 1230-nucleotide messenger RNA. RefSeq lists its product as uncharacterized. Gene Ontology annotation, molecular function: protein binding; 6-phosphogluconolactonase activity. The transcript is spliced from 2 exons. The record is from RefSeq and is a predicted model, not a curated record. NCBI's taxonomy places the organism in Eukaryota, Fungi, Ascomycota, Eurotiomycetes, Eurotiales, Aspergillaceae. The coding region runs from base 1 to 1230 and encodes 409 amino acids.